This is a messenger RNA of Monopterus albus (swamp eel), 3592 nucleotides long. RefSeq names its product uronyl 2-sulfotransferase a (gene usta). The coding region runs from base 245 to 1459 and encodes 404 amino acids. Gene Ontology annotation, cellular component: membrane. Gene Ontology annotation, molecular function: sulfotransferase activity. Lineage: Eukaryota; Metazoa; Chordata; Actinopteri; Synbranchiformes; Synbranchidae. The transcript is spliced from 8 exons. The record is from RefSeq and is a predicted model, not a curated record.
AACUCAAGUGGAAGGACGGAAGAAAGGAGCAGUCAAACAACGAGCACAAACGAGAGGAACCGAGCAGCCGCGAAACGCUGUGCGCAAAAAACAACCCAGUGGCUGUGGCAGCGGGGGGUGGGGGGGAACUGGUUGCCUGUGCGUCUCCAAAUAACUGGCUGUCCGCCUCAAAUUAUCUCAAAGCGACAAGUUUGACUUCCAGCAGACGGAUGGGUGACUUUCCGCGGCGCUUUGUGAGGAGGAGAUGAUGAAGAAUUUCAGUAGCAGUCCUCUUCACAGCAACAACCAGACUCCCAACCACAUAAGAGAGCGAAACAACAGAAAGUACAGCUUACUCUCGACUGUCCUGUUGCGAUUUUCUCUGCGAGGUUAUGGUUUCUGCAUGGCUACGCUGUUCCUCUUCUGUUUCGGCUCCCUGUUUUACCAGCUGAACGGAGCACCCCCUAAAAUCCUGCUGGACAUCCGACAGUACCUCGGUGAAUCCACAUAUCUGGAUGACCACAGACCCCCUGCUCCAAGAGUGCUCCCAUUUCCCAGCCAGGUGGUUUAUAACCGUGUGGGGAAGUGUGGCAGCCGGACAGUGGUCAUCCUACUGAGGUUACUGGCUGAGAAAAACCAGUUCAACCUGGUCUCCGCUGACAUCCAUAAUAAAACACGCCUCACUAAACAUGAACAGGUAGAUCUGAUGAAGAACAUCAGUAAUUUCCCUCAGCCAUUCCUCUAUACACGACAUGUUCACUUCCUCAACUUUACCAGGUUCAAGCUAGAGCAGCCUGUCUAUAUUAACAUAAUCCGGGACCCCAUCAGCCGGUUCCUCUCCAACUACUUCUUCCGUCGCUUUGGUGACUGGAGAGGAGAGCAGAACCACCUCAUCCGCACUCCAGGGAUGAAAGACGACGAGAGAUACUUGGAUAUCAAUGUGUGCAUUCUAGAGAAUUACCCUGAGUGCUCCAACCCCAGAGUUUUCUACAUCAUUCCAUACUUCUGUGGGCAACAUCCUCAGUGCAGGGAGCCAGGAGUAUGGGCUUUGGAAAGGGCCAAACAGAAUGUGCUGGAGAACUACCUCCUUGUGGGUAUCCUGGAGGAGCUGGAGGAUGUUCUGCUCCUGUUGGAGAGGCUCUUACCUCAUUACUUCUCUGGAGUACUCAACAUCUACAAGAGCCCUGACUACAGGAAGUUGGGGAACAUGACAGGCACAGUUCGUAAACACAUGCCCUCUCUAGAGGCCCUGCAGGUGCUGUAUCACCGCAUGCGUUAUGAGUAUGAGUUCUACAACUUCAUCCGUGAGCAGUUCCACCUCAUGAAGAAAAAAAUUGGCCUCAAGUCUGUCUCCCAGCCCCCCGCCUACUCACCCGAUUUCCUCCGGGAGCUGGCCCUCCGAACCCCAGAGCCUCUGGAAGAAGACGAGGAGCUGGAUACAGAGCUGGACGAUGCCAACGCCUGGCUGGUCCAUCCCUAAGGGCCACAUGGUGAACAGUAGAUCUAGUACAAAAAAGCUGGUUGGCUAAAAUUGGCUGGAGAAAGCCUGAGGGCAAAAGGGGAGCAUUCCCCAUCUUUCAGCAUUCCCAAGAAAAGUGUUUAGGGGUUUGCGGAUCCUGAUGCUCGUAUUUUUACGAGCUGUGUUGGCACUGAGAACUGUAGGGUUGAGUAAUUGUAAGGACAAAAUGCUCCAUUUAAAAAUGAACCAACAACCCUGGGAAAUAAUUUUAAGCUCAGUUUGUUUGACUCAAGUUUUGUUUUAAUUUGAGCUUGUUUUGGGGGUUUAUGUAAAAAAAAAAAACUUGCUGUGAUCUCCAGGAGAGAUUAGUGCAAGUUGUGGAAAUCCACGUGUGUUAGAACAUAUUGGACAUUGGCGUGCAUACUCUUGGACAGGACUUCAGAGACAUUGCCCAGGAGAGAGGACCAUGCAUGUCCUGGAAUAGAAAUGGUAUCCACAAAUUUAAAAAGUUACAAAAGUGUUUUAUGUAUAUUAGUCAUCCACGACUGUUGGUAAGUGCCAAACAUUUGUAACUGUGACAGGAACGUCUGGCACAGCUGGAGUGUGACAUAGUCAAGUCAUGUUAUAAUAUUGGUUUAUAACAUUUUGUUUAAUUUGUAAGAUAUUAGGUUUAAAUGAGGGUUAAACAUUAAGCACUCGACUAUGAAUUCAAAGAAUUCCAACUAUGUUUGCAUGAAUGACUGAGUUUGACCAAACCAGCAGUGAAUUUAGCAUGGAUGUAUUACUUGGGUGGAGAAUGUAGGCUCAGUUAUGAGUAAAAAAUAAAAUAAAAAGCCUUUCUGGAGUAUAAUUUGUUUAAUCCAAAGUGUAAAAGAUUGAGCUUGCCAAACAUCAGUGCUUCUACUGCAACGCUUUACAGAACUGUAUGAAUAUACUGCACUUUUUCUGAAGUGACUUUUCCUGAAUUUCUGCUGCAAAAUGAGGAAUUUGGUCACAAAACUGGAUAUUAAUCUGCCUUUAAUUUCAAAUUGGAGUACGUUAUAGUUUAAGGGUUCAUUUUGGUCUCUUUCUCGCGCUCAAAAUAUUAUCUUAAAAGUCUGUGAAGUGUUAUCGAUCCCAGCUAACACUGAUUUCUAAUUCUCUAGCAGCUAUUCACAGUGCAUGUUUUUCAUCACUUGUGUCAAAAAAGCCAUCCAGAGAACAGUAACCAUAAGCUAAUAUGUGACUGUCAACUAUGUACUUUGCUCUACCACACUAAUCUCCAUUGUCUGUACCUUUUCAUUGUGCUGGUUUGUGUUCAGUUUCUUUUUUUCUUUUUUUUUGUUUUGUUUUUUGGCAGUUUAAUUUAUUAUUUUGUAUUCAUUUGCAUUCCAGAUAUGAUUCUCAGGAAGGAAAAGUAUUUAAUAACUUGAUCAUUUGUAUCUUUGGUUUCUGGUGGCUAUGAAACCAUUCUGGAUAUAAGGCUGUCUAGAAUGGGUUUAAAUCAGCAGCUGAAAACUGAAUCAAAACAACUAAUGCAGUCCAUCAUUUUACAGUCUUCAAAAUAAAUGGCCUCUAAUUAUUGCGGUUAUUGUCUGUGCAUUACUUGAAGAUUGAUUCUGAGCCUGUGCCUCAGUGGCAUAAACAUAAACAGGGUUGUCCGUGUGUCCAUCCAUUCGGCCACCUCCAGGGAAUGCCUUCAAAUUUGGCACAAACGCCCACACUGAAUCAAGGACGAUAUGACAAAACUCUCUGUACUGUUCCUCUGUAAAAAUAUUCUCUAAGUGAAGACAAGAUAUCUCCCUGUACAUGUGGAUCAGGAAGUAGAGUGGUCAGGGGUUCGAUUCCCGUUCUCCGUAGUCCAUGUGUUGAAGUGUUUUUGGGCAAGACAAUGAACCCCAAGUUGCUCCGGAUGGCGGAGCGGCGCAGGGACAGCGUCGCCAUUGGUUCUGUACCUGAGACAAAGUCCUUGUGCGUAACAUACUUGGUCAAUAAAAGUGAUUAUCACUAUCAUAGCCUGUUUUGCCAUAAAUUAAUUAAUAAAUAAACUAAUAAAUGUAAUAUCUUGUAUUAAAUUCCUUCAAAGUCUUAACUGAGUGACAUCAUGCAAGUGCUUGCUCAAGGGGGAUUUGUUGGGUUUUCCCUAUGUAAUAAUAUUGAUAACAGUAAGGUCUA